GUGGCUGUUUUAGAGGAACUUGGAUACUAUUAGUAUCUAUGCUGCGCUUGAAGGCUCUCGGUCUAUGGCGACUGCUGGCGAGGACAGGAACAGUGCCAGUGAAGAUGGCUGUCCUGUGGAGAGAGCUCUGAUUGCUAAUGAGAUGAUGUUGUACAGUGAACAGGAUAAGAGCUGGCAAGACUGCAUUCUCUCCUAUUUCCCACCUUACUUAACUGUGGCAAAAUUCCAAGAGGUGCAAUCAGAGAUUUUGGAGCUUCAGCUAAAGCAUUUGAAUGAAAGUUGGUACCAUGGCGUUGUCGGUAGAAGAGAAGCCCGACACAUCUUGUUGGACUUUAAUGGUGGGAACUGUUCAUUUUUAGUCCGAACGAGUCAGCGACUGGAGGGGAAGUUUUCCAUCUCUGUUCUGUACGAAGAUCGUGUGUACCACAUCAUGAUUCGGAGCACCCCCCACCACAGGACUAGAGUGUUCUACAAUGUCGGUUUAGACGGACCAUUUCAUACCUCCCUUUACGACCUCGUUGAGGAUUGCAGACAAACAGCACGCAUCACAAACAAGUUGUUUACCAUUAAACUAGAGAGAGUUGCACCCAAGUUACACACCGACUGCUCGUGGCUAGACAGGGAGACACUACGAACCCAUCGUGAGGCAGAGGAAUGUUUCAGUGGUGAGGGAAGAGAUGGUGCCUUCUUUGUGUACCAGACUGACCCCACGACUGACUCCUACAGUAUCAGCUACAGAGCUGGAGAUCGUGUACAGCACGUUCAGAUCCUACCAACAGUUGUUAUGAGAGUGAGAGGUUACACGUUUGGUACCGUAUUCUCUCCAGUGAUGUAUAAGAUUGUUCACUAUUACAUGGAGAACCCGAUACAGGGAAGCACCAUUCUUAAAUAUCCCAUGAAAAAUGUGAACCCAGUAGCCCCAGUGUGUGGUAUGGCCAUGACAUCAUCUACUUCCCCACACCUCAAGUUCCCCACUGGAAGCCUCGUGACGAAAGUUCGACCUCACGAAACAGACCCUCAAAGGAGUAUUGGUGAGUACAACGGCAAAGCUGGGAGCUUCCUGACUAGCUGUCUCCGAAUACUAUCCAGAAAUGAAGUGGACUACCUCAACACACUGACACCCCAUAACGCCCCUUACCCCAAGUGGGGUGAUGGACUAAUAACAUUUCUCAAAUCACAGCGUACUUCGUCCGAUUCAUUCAAAUUUAAUGCACAAAGUAACAAAUUUCAAGUCGAUUUCAAAUCUGAUGAUAAACAAAUAAUUCUAUCGAGCUCCAAACAAAAGUGCAAGCUUCAGUGUCAGUCAGAAAAGGAUUUCUCUGUUUGGCAAGAUUUUCUCACUUUUCCAUCUACUAACACUUCAACCAAUGACAAACAAAAGUGCAGUAUCGCAUGACUUCAAUCAUCUAACUUUUAGUUAUAACCGAAUUCAUUUGUUUGUUACAUUUUCCAUCCCCUUUUCCCCUUUUUUCAUGUGUGGCAUUCUCCCACUUCAUAUACAGUCUUAAUUCAGUCUAUAUUUACUCUGAACAAUGAUCAUUAUACCGGUGCAUUUAUCUCUGCAUUGUAAUUAUAACAACAGACAUUCCUGCGGACUGAGUUUUAUUGUGUGAU
Halichondria panicea is the source of this 1614-nucleotide messenger RNA. RefSeq names its product 1-phosphatidylinositol 4,5-bisphosphate phosphodiesterase gamma-1-like. NCBI's taxonomy places the organism in Eukaryota, Metazoa, Porifera, Demospongiae, Suberitida, Halichondriidae. The transcript has 11 exons. Gene Ontology annotation, biological process: cell migration; signal transduction. Gene Ontology annotation, molecular function: signaling adaptor activity; receptor tyrosine kinase binding. The record is from RefSeq and is a predicted model, not a curated record. The coding region runs from base 65 to 1396 and encodes 443 amino acids.